Thermothelomyces thermophilus ATCC 42464 is the source of this 1038-nucleotide messenger RNA. RefSeq lists its product as uncharacterized. The transcript has 3 exons. Lineage: Eukaryota; Fungi; Ascomycota; Sordariomycetes; Sordariales; Chaetomiaceae. Bases 1 to 1038 code for a protein of 345 amino acids. Gene Ontology annotation, molecular function: metalloendopeptidase activity. Gene Ontology annotation, cellular component: endoplasmic reticulum membrane. The record is from RefSeq and is a predicted model, not a curated record. Gene Ontology annotation, biological process: CAAX-box protein processing.
AUGCCUGCCAUCGCAAACGCUCUACGCAGGCUUAAUCCUUGGCACAAGGGCAAUCAUCUAACCCUUGAACCCUGGAACUUAGACGGCCCUCCACCCCCGCCGCGAAUCUCCAUCAGCGCCGCCUACGGUCUGCUCGUCCUCUACGCCCUAAGCUACUUCGUCCCCUUUUAUCUCUCGAAGGCCACCCGCCCGUCCCCAGCCCUCUCGCGGGACGCGCCCUCGGUCAUCCGCGCCCGCAUCCGCUUCGUGACGCUGUCAUGCCUCGCCUGCACGGUCGUCACCUACCAGGUGCUCACCCGCGCCGGCGGCACCACCCCUCUUGAGGCCCUGCACCUCCUCGGCCUCUGGCCGGUCGCCCUGCGCGACUCGUUGCGCGUGCUGUUCCUCACCGCCCUGCUCUUCGCCGGCCCGCUGUACAGCUGCCUCAUCGUCGAGCGCGGCUGGGCCGACUGGGUGCGCCUGCAGCCCCUCGUCGAGGUCUGGGAGGAGUGGACGACCUGGCGGAACAUUGUCGCAGGCCCCGUAACCGAGGAGGUCCUUUUCCGCGCGGCCUCGAUCCCCCUCGUGCUGCUCGCCCGCGUUCCGCCGCCCCCGACCGUCUUCCUCACCCCGGUCGUCUUCGGCCUCGCCCACGUGCACCACUAUUACGAGUUCCGCCUGACCCGCCCGGAUGUCCCCGCCGCCGCCUCCCUGCUGCGCUCCGCCUUCCAGCUCGCCUACACCACCCUCUUCGGCGCCUACGCCACCUUCCUCUUCCUGCGCACCGGCUCCCUCGCCGCCGUGUGCGCCGUCCACGCCUUCUGCAACUGCAUGGGCCUGCCCCAGCUCUGGGGCCGCGUGGAUCCCCCCUUCGACGUGGCCGCCGGCGUGCCGCUCUCGAGGAGGCCGCGGCCGAGCAUCCUGUGGACCGUCAUCUACUACGUGUUGCUCGUCGCCGGCGCCGUCCUGUGGUACCGGAAUCUGUGGGUGUUGAGCGAGAGCGAGAACGCGCUGCUUCCGAGCUCCGCGUUUGAUGCGAGCGUGCCAUCUUCUGCUUAG